This is a messenger RNA of Hemiscyllium ocellatum (epaulette shark), 3260 nucleotides long. It is a transcript of the gene map10, whose product is annotated as microtubule associated protein 10. Gene Ontology annotation, biological process: positive regulation of cytokinesis; mitotic spindle midzone assembly; cytoplasmic microtubule organization. Gene Ontology annotation, cellular component: midbody; mitotic spindle pole; cytoplasmic microtubule. The transcript has a single exon. The record is from RefSeq and is a predicted model, not a curated record. Gene Ontology annotation, molecular function: microtubule binding. Lineage: Eukaryota; Metazoa; Chordata; Chondrichthyes; Orectolobiformes; Hemiscylliidae. The coding region runs from base 104 to 2920 and encodes 938 amino acids.
AAGGUUUCGGCUUUGAAGCUUCUCCGGACGAAGUUUGCUCGGGUUUUCGGUGUCCAGAAACGCUGUCGCACGGAGAGAGGGGACAAUCAAGCCUCCUGUCAUUAUGACCAUCAGUGAGAGUGCAGCCAAAGCGCUCACCAUGGAAACGUUGUUUUCCUUGGAGCUGUUGGUGGAUUAUGUGCGACUUGAGCCUGGGCCUUGGACUCCCGGACCUGGACCUUUGUUUGCGGUGGCUUUCAGGCUUUUGGACUUUCCAACCUUACUUGUCCAUCAAAUUGAACCGGAGCGAGCGGAAUGUAUACGGCGGAGCUGGGUGUCCGACAAGGAGAAAGCGAUCCCUGAACGAGCACUCAAUGGCUUUGACGUCCCGUUCAGCAAAGGGAAAUCGUGCCUAUUCAAGAUCAGCCUAGCGUCCCUGCACAGCCAUUUGAGCAACACACCUUUGUACACCAUGCUGCUGGACGUCUUCCCUCGGGUACCCAAGUUCCUUGGCAGUUGCCUAAUUUCUCUAGCAGAUGCGGUGGAUAAAAUCAGAAGAGAAGUUGUGGAGGACGGGAUGCCGUCCAUGCAUGGUAGUAAGGGUCUCCACGCUUUGUACAAUCUCAUGGGCAGAAAGGUCGGCUACAUUUCGGUGGGAUACAGACUCUUGAGUUUGGGGGCGGCUUUACUGCCGCAUGAUCAGGAGAACGUAACUGGCGGAAUGUUAGAUGUCAAAGAACUUCCACUCAAAACCGUGGAAGCGCCAGUUUUGUCCGAUGUUAAUAAAAAGAGCGAGGAGUUUAUGUCUCAAGAUAGCGGUAAAACAUUAUUUAUUUCUGCAAAACAUCCCGACCGGCUGGUGGAUAAUCGGAUUCUCGACCAAAAAGUGCAAAUACUCGAUAGUAAGGUACCUGUUGUCAUCUCGAUGCCAAAGGAGGAAAAGCGUAAAUCACGCAAACCGACUGAGGAGAAACCCAUGGAACAGCAACUGGGACUGCGAAGAUUAGAAACUGAACGAAGUGUGGAUUUAGAUGUAGACAAUGUUUUUUGUCCACCCCCUAUGUAUUACACACGGUCAACAAAUGAAUCCAAAGAAAAAAUAGCUGAAGUACGCAGAGUAGUCGAACCCGAUACAAUGUCAACUCCAUUGGAGGAACAAGAUACGGAUGAUGCUGGUGGAUCGUUCGAUAUUAAACAGAAUGUAAAUUAUUCUCAUCUGCCUGUAAAUCAGUCGGAAACUACAUCCAGAUUAAAGCCACAGGUAUACGAUACAAGCCCACAGUUUGAUUCAUGUAAUAACAUCAGUCAGUUACCUUUACUAAAUGCGCUUCUAAUAGAACUUUCUUUGCUACAUAAUCAGGUUCCCCAGGGGAUUCCUCUUCCCGUUCACCCUAAACUUACAUGGCUUUACAGUGGAUUAGAGAAUGAUUCACCCAAAGUUCAUAAAGCAACUAGUACAACAGAACCGGAGCAUCCAAAGUCUACCAGUUCAAAUUUAAAGAUUCAAAAAGAAAAGUUUCAAAAACACAUGAUAUCCCUAAAGCACUUUGAUAAAGAAAAUACAACAAAGCAAACUAAUACAAAGAACAACUCUAAGCAUCCAAAAAGAAAACUGGCGUAUGGAUUAACACACACAUUGCGAUUAAGACUCCAGAAGACAAACCCGGAAAUGCUGAUAUUGCAUGAGCAAAGGGAGCUGUCAAGAAAAAAACAACUGAAAGAGAGAAAGACUGCAGCAACAUAUUGUAAAAGCAAAGAGGAAAGUGGUCCAUCAACAUUUCUUCAAGAAAAUCAGUACCUUCCUGGAACUUUUUCUUUCCAAAGUGGCUGUUUUGAAGAAAAUGUUGAAACAUUAAUUGAAAAUAGUAUUGAACUAGACUGUCUCCAUUCUCCAAAAGUUCUAGGAAGUAGAAAAAAUAAAAACACAGAUAAUUUUGGAGAAACAUCCAAACAGGAAAAUGUCACUAAUAAAGAACAGAUGUGUGUUCAAACUCUGGGACCAACUUCAAAAGUGUCAAAUUUUCAGAUGUUGCAAAAUGCAACAAAUGACAGGAUACCUGUUAGAGAAGAUAUAAAGAUCAAUGUACCCAAAACUUUCAAUCUGGAUUCUGACUACCGUGUCAGUGACUUAGUUAACAGGGCAGAGAAUGUGCUGCAGACUUCAGAAAUUAAUCCUGUCUCCAUAAUUUAUUCAACAAAAGCAGAAGACAGCGAUGCACAGAUUUCCUCAAAUAGCUAUAAUGACUGCGCUGACCCGAAGUAUUCUGAGGACUUCACAAGUCCUGAAGCAACAGGAUUCUCAGAAGAUUUUACCAGUCCUGAGCCUACAAGCAAAUGUACAGAUAAUUUGGAUAGUAGUAUAGAGGCAGCCUUCACUAUGGUGAAACAUACGAAUUCUAACAAUGAGUUAGAAUCUAACCUUUCGAAACAUUUCAAUAAUGGAGCAGCUCAAAGUGAGAGGGAAGAUGAUUCAGUUUUACUACCUAUACCAUCCCAGCAAUCUCCAAUUCGAUCUUUAAAAGGAAUAUCCAAUGCGAAAAGUCAUCAGAAAGUGGCUGCCUCAAAUCUAUCUAAUGAUGCUACCAGCUCAGAGGUAAAUCAAUUUAGAAGCACAUUGAACCUAACAAGCAAAGAAGAAAAUAAGAAACAAUUUGAGUCAACUCUAUUUCACGGAGACAUCAAUCCAGUUAGCAUAGAGCUCCCCAGGCUUUCAAGUUCAAUGACUGAAUGCAAGGCUUUAGAGGACAGCCAAUCUUUGGGGCCAUCCCAAAUGAGUUCCUACAUACCAUCCAGUGUGUCUGACCUUGUUAGUGGUGAACUUGAAAUUAACACAACGGAUGUUCAAGAAGAUGGCAGUGAAUUGGAUGCGACAGGAAUGGCCAAUGAGUGCAGGCACAUUUCUGAACUAAUAACCAACAAACUUCCUGGAUAUACUUUAUGAUGUCAUCACUGAAGUUACUUUGUAAUUGUACUUGGCAUCCUUAGACUGCAUAUUAGUUACUUACAUUUCUUUUGACCCAUAAGUAAACUUUAUCUGCCCACUAUGCUACUUAUGAUCAGUGUGACUACCUAUAUGCGUAAAAGAGACGUGCAGUUUUAGGCCUCUUCCUGAAAGUGUUCUUCUUCUUGUCCUUUGGAACAGUAAAGAACACCUCCUUCAAUCUCCUUCCUUCAUUCUCCAAUUCACUUACAUUCCACCUUCAUUUUCUACCAUUUAACUGUAGUUUGAGCUCUACAAGUCUGUACCAGUGGCUUUUCUUUACAGCACGAGAGAGGUAUCU